AUGCUGAAGAUGCUGACCUUCUUCCAAGGACUCCCAGGCCAGCAGCCUGUGUCCGGGGCCCCUGACUUCCCCAGAAGCUCCCAGAAGUUGCCCUCUACCUCAGAGGCAGAGUCCGAGGCCUCCAUGUCGGAGGCCUCCUCCGAGGACCUGGUGCCACCCCUGGAGGCCGAGGUGGCCCUGGACAGGGACGAAGAAGAGGCCGGCAAGAAGAAGAAGAAGUCGAAAGGCCUGGCCACCAUGUUCAGCGUCUUCACCAAAGGGAGGAAGAAGAAGGGUCAGCCCAGCUCAGCAGAGACUGAGGGCGAGUCUGAGUGCAGUCCGCGGCCGCCUGGCCAGCUGCCCACAGUGGAGGAGCUCAAGGUCGACCUGGAGCGCGGGCGUCUGGAGGCGGCGGGGCCGCUGCUGGCGCUGGAGCUGGAGCUGCAGGAGGCCGCGGCGGCGGGCCGCGCGAGCGAGGAGGAGCUGGUGCGGCGCCAGAGCAAGGUGGAGGCGCUGUACGCGCUCCUGCGCGACCAGGUGCUCGGGCCGCUGCGCCGGCCGCUGGAGGUGGCGCCCGAGCGGCUGCGCCAGGCGCUGGCCGUGCUGGCCGAGCAGGAGCGCCAGGACCGCGAGGCGGCGGCGGCGGCGGCGGCGGGGCCCCCGGGGUGCCCGGGGCUGGCGGCCACGCGGCCCCGGGGCUGGCUGCAGCUGUGGCGGGACGGCGUGGCACAGGCGGCCGCGGAGCGCCUGGGCGGCCGGCCGGCCGCAGACGCCGAGGGCCGCACGGAGGCCGAGCGCGCUUUCCUGCACAUGGGCCGCACCAUGAAGGAGGAUCUGGAGGCCGUGGUGGAGCGCCUCAAGCCGCUCUUCCCCGCCGACUUCCACGUGGUGGCCGCCUACGCCGAGAGCUACCAUGCGCACUUCGCGGCCCAGCUAGUGGCCCUGACGCAGUUCGAGCUGUGCCCGCGCGACACCUACAUGCUGCUGGUCUGGGUGCAAAACCUCUACCCCAACGACAUCCUCAACAGCCCCAAGCUGGCUCCCGAGCUGCAGGGAGUCAGACUCGGGACCCUCCUGCCCCCAACGCAGAUCCAGCUGCUGGAGGCCACGUUCCUCUCCAACGAGGUGGCCAGCGUGAGGGAGCUGACGGCCCGAGCUCUGGAGCUGGAGUCGAACCGUUGGACCCAGGAUGUGGCCCCGCAGAGGCUGGACGCCCGCUGCCACAGUGAGCUGGCCAUAGACAUCAUCCAGAUCAUCUCCCAGGGCCAUGCCAAGGCCGAGAGCAUCACCCUGGACCUGGGCACACAGAUAAAGCCCUUGCUGUUGGUUGAGCUGGCCACGUUCCUCAGGAGCUAUCAGCGUGCCUUUGAUGAAUUUCUGGAGAGAUGCAGACAGCUGCGAAAUUACAGGGCCAAUGUCAUCGCUAACAUCAACAACUGCCUGUCUUUCCGGACGUCUGUGGAGCAGAGGUGGCAGACACCACCAGACCUCCGGAGCUCCCUGUUGAGCCCCCUGAAUGAGCUCAAGAGCCGUGGCUUUGAUACCCUGCUGCAGAGCCUGUUUGGGGGCCUGAAGCCUCUCUUCAAGAGGUUCACGCAGACCCGCUGGGCCGCCCCCCAGCAGACCCUGGAGGAAAUCAUCUCCGCCGUGGCCGAGAGGAUGCCCGAGUUCUCGGAGCUGCAGGACUGCUUCCGGGAGGAGCUGCUGGAGGUGGUCCACCUGCACCUGGUGAAGGAGUACAUCGCCCGCCUCUGCAAGCGGCGCCUGGUCCUCAAGACGGCAGAGCAGCAGCAGCAGCUGGCGGGGCAUGUCCAGGCCAACGCCCAGCUCAUCCAGCAGUUCUGCACCCAGAACGGCUCCCCGGCCACCUGGCUGCACCACGCCCUCCCCACACUCGCCGAGAUCAUUCGCCUGCAAGACCCCAGUGCCAUCAAGAUUGAGGUGGCCACCUAUGCCACCUGGUACCCCGACUUCAGCAAGGGCCACCUGAGUGCCAUCCUGGCCAUCAAGGGGAACCUGUCCAGCAGUGACGCCAAGAGCAUCCGGAGCAUUCUGGAUAUCAACACGGGGGCGCACGAGCCCUCUAAGGCCCUAUUUUCACUUAUAAAGGUUGGUUAG
This is a messenger RNA of Rangifer tarandus platyrhynchus (Svalbard reindeer), 2097 nucleotides long. The record is from the annotation of a GenBank genome assembly. NCBI's taxonomy places the organism in Eukaryota, Metazoa, Chordata, Mammalia, Artiodactyla, Cervidae.